AUGGUUUGGCGUUCGGGAUCCCUCCUGCUCGCAUCCGCGCUGCUGGCUGCUGGCCCAGCCGCCGGUCUGCAGCGCCUGACGGACGAGGAGGAUCCGCUGGCGCUGGCGCGCGUGAUCCGCGACGAGAUCGCGUCACCGGAGGACGAAUACGACAUUCCGUUCGAGAUCGCGCUGACGCGCGGUCAGCUUAGCGACGCCGAGGACCCCACGGGGCAAUUGCUCGCCAAUAGUGAGGGGCAGCAGUCGGCGCAGUGCGAGCCAGAGAAGCGCGCCAAGGUUGCGGAGGGCUUCCUCGAGACCUUCAACAGGGAUUACAAGCCCAGGUUCGCGGCUGCCUUCAAGGGGGUCAAGGAAUCGGCGUACCUCACUGUGGGUGAUUGGCGUUUCAAGCAGAUGUUCCGUAACUUUAUGGUGCAUGCCCACAACCUGACUUGUGGCACAUCGGACCACAUCGUGGCCGUGAACGUCGGACUGGACAAGGCAAGCUAUAAUGAAUGCCAAGCUGUUGCGAAGGGUAUCGUCCAGCCCUCCAACGUUGGGUCAAAGGGCAAGUUCGAGCUCCGCUGCAUCGACAUUUCGGGGUGGCUGCCGAAGGAACUCUUCGCGGAGUCGGCAGCUCAGGCGUGGUCUUGUGCUUACAAUAUGGUGUUGUGGACCAAGCCGCAUAUCAUUCAGGCUGCCGUCGAGGCAGCAGAGCAGCCUGUCAUGAUGAUCGACACAGAUGUGAUCCUCCAUCAAAAUGUGCUGAAGAUCGCGCCUGGAGUGUUGGCGGCAUGCAAAGGUUGCAUUGCAAUUACGGGUCGUGAGUAUGCGUCCGAGCACAGGCAGAACACAGGGACCGUGUACGCCGGCAAAGCUGGCUUGCCCUUGCUGAGGGAGUGGUCCAGGGUCGACCCAGAGUUCUUGAACGCGAAGGAGGGCGAUCAGAGCGCGAUGCAGCAUCUGAUGCAGACGAACUCGGACUUGCAGAAGCAGCUGGCGGUGUUCAGCCUCACCGAGGUUGGGGAGUGCGGGAUCCCCGGCAGCCACGCCACGCACUACAACUGCCUCACCGGCAAGAAGGUGAACAUGGAGAUGCGGGGCCACUGGGACACGCGGCUGUACCGCGAGCCCGCACAGCUCCGCUGCCGCUUGCCUAGCGACCCAGUGGAGGUGACGCUGGACACCGGUGCCACGAAGGGAACGAAGGACUUGAUGAUGCCGAGCAGGCCGCACAGGAUCAUCGGCGGGCGCCCGGAGGGCGCGGCGAACGCCUCGUCGCGGCUGAGGUUCAAGGGCGCGACCUCCUGCAACACUAUGGUGUGCGACGGGAACCCUGCCAAGCACGCCAUAGACGGCUUCGUGAGCACCAUCGCCGGCGUCAACAACCUGAACAUGUGGACGGGGGAUCUCGGCAAGGUGAUGCAGGUCGCGCGCGUGGAGGUCACCUUCGAGUCCUGCAUCUGCGAGGCACAGGACUCGAUGCUCCUCGAGGUGUCCUCCGACAACGUGAGCUGGAAGAGCUACGGCUCUGUCGGCGAGCUGACGGUGUGGGAAGGGAACCGGGAAGUGGCCUUCGAGCGCCCGCUGAAUGCCCGGUAUAUCCGCGUGCGCCCCUCUGCCUCGUACACCUCCAAGCCGCGCCGCCACGACAAGUUUUUCGCGCUCCGGGAGGUCGAGGCGUUCGGCAUGAGCGAGCUUCUCCAGGAGGCUCCGGAGCGGCCCCUGACGCCGCUCGAGCGCCGCCAGCAGAAGAAGAACAGGCGGGAGCGGGCCGAGCGGAGGCGGCGGUUCGGCUGGCUGCGGUAG
Molecule: messenger RNA, 1788 nt
Organism: Prorocentrum cordatum
Lineage: Eukaryota; Dinophyceae; Prorocentrales; Prorocentraceae
Source: the annotation of a GenBank genome assembly